AUGGGUCAAGCUCGCGAUCAGUCGGGUUCCCAAUCGACAACUUCAUUAUUUCUGGACCUGUUUGUUCUUUGGUUGAGGCAAUCGAAUACAAAUGUCCAAGAUAUAGUUAUCGUACUUUGCAUGGAUUCGAAUUUCAAUCCAAGCCCUUCGGAGGCACAUCCCGAGACAAUGGAUUUUCUAUCCCAUGCAUGGUGUAACUUUGCAGUACAAGCUCUUCAACCGGAUCAUGAUCAUCAUCAUCAGCUACAAGACCAAUCAAUGGCUCUACUUGACAAUCCCAUGAUUAUUAAGAAGAUUGAAAGCAAUAGUGAUCCUUAUAUGAGGUUGGAAAAGGCGGCCGGCGUGAAGAUGGAUGAUGCGGAUGCCAAACCUCUUCCGCCGUGGAAAUCAAAUGAUGUUAAGUCAUGGAUAUGGAUGCAACAAGCAAUGCAUCCGGAAUUGAACUACAAUGCCUAUUUCAAAAAGAGAUGGAUGUCAUGGAAGAUAGUGCCAUUUAAGAAUGUCUCCAUCAAAAAAUGGUUCAAAGAGAUAAAGCUGCGCCGUAAAGAGCAAGAUAGGCUGCAGAAAGCCGAGGUGCACGCAGCAAUAUCGGUGGCAGGCGUGGCGGCAGCUCUGGCGGCCAUGGCGGCCGAGAACUCAAAGAAGGACUCGAGCACCGCCAAGGAGGCGGCGGUGGCCACUGCAGCCGCUUUGGUUGCGAGCCAAUGCGCCAAAGUGGCAGAAGCAAUGGGUGCAAAAAGGGAGCAGCUCAGCUGUGCCAUUAGUUCAGCCAUGAGCGGAACAUCGGCCACUGAUAUCUUCACUCUCGCUGCUGCUGCUAAAACAUCAUUAAAAGGAGCUGCUACACUAAAAGCAAGAUCAGGAUGCAAAAACAGAAUUAACGGGAUUGCACCCGUUUUGCCAAUUGAGGAGAACCAUGAGAUUGAUUUCGACUUGGAAACUUACAAAUCAGCACUUGCUAAGGGUAGUGAGCUUGGUAUUGAAACCCCAGAUGGGGACUACCUUAGAAGAUCAGCAUCAGUAAUUCUGAGCGGUGAAGGCAAGGUAGUUCUACAGAUAAGGAAGCACGGUCUAUUGAAGAAAAAGAAAGAAAGUAUCAUACUGGACUUGCAUGCUGAACUUUACAAGGAUUCAGAAGCUGAAGAAGUCACUGAGACAUGUUAUCUGAUUGUAUUGACUACAAGCAGAGGAAUAUUCAAGCUAGAUAUGGGGGAUGAUUAUCAACGUUACAAGACAUGGGCAACAACUAUUAAUCAUAUGCUGUUACUCUCUUCUUCUGUCACAAAAUACAAACACUUCUAUGAGAAGAACUAG
Morus notabilis is the source of this 1314-nucleotide messenger RNA. Its product is annotated as VAN3-binding protein. Bases 1 to 1314 code for a protein of 437 amino acids. Lineage: Eukaryota; Viridiplantae; Streptophyta; Magnoliopsida; Rosales; Moraceae. The record is from RefSeq and is a predicted model, not a curated record. The transcript is spliced from 9 exons.